AUGUCGGACGAUCUCGAGAAGGAUACGAACGUCGCUACCCUCCCACAGGAGAAUGCGCCGGCGCCGAAGCCGCCGCAUUUCCCCGAGGGUGGGUUCAAGGCGUGGAUGGCCGUGUUGUCGUGUUGGUGUGUCAUGUUUAAUACGUUUGGGUAUAUCAAUGCGUUUGGAAUCUACGAGGCCUACUACAGCAAUACGUUCUUGAAAAACGAGAGCGACUCCAACAUCGCCUGGAUCGGCUCAAUUCAAGCCUUUUUCAUGUUCAGCGCCGGGUUGAUCUCGGGUCCGUUGAUGGAUCGCUAUGGCCCUAGAGUCAUCUUGAUCCCGUUCUCGCUCCUGUUUAUUCUCUCAGUCAUGUUUAACAGUCUUUGCACGGAAUAUUGGCAGUUCAUCCUUGCUCAGGGCAUCUUUGGUGGCUUUGUGAAUGGGCUCACCUACACGCCGACGCUCGCGGCUGUGAACCAGUAUUUCUUUAAGAGGCGCCCCCUGGCGAUGGGUAUUGCUUCUUCGGGCUCAUCGCUCGCGGGUGUUAUCUUUCCGAUCGCGCUGAACCGUAUGCUGAACGAGUCGAAUCUCGGGUUUGGGUGGUCGGUGAGGAUUGUUGGUUUUCUCAUGCUGGCUCUCAGCGUCAUUGCCUGUCUGUCAGUUUCAUCGCCAGCUCCGAAGCGGAAAUCCGGCACGCUCUUCAUCGGAGACGCGUGGCGGCAUCCUGCGUACUCGUUCCAGGUAGCGGGGCUCUUCUUCAUUAUCUGGGCGCUUUUCGUUCCCUUUUUCUACAUCCCUAGCUAUGCGCAGUCUAUCGGGAUCGACGUCAACCUGUCCAACUACCUGAUCUCUAUUUCCAACGCCGGAUCUUUUGUCGGACGACUCCUCAGUGGUGCACUCGCCAACCGCAUCGGCAGGUUCAACACCCUUGUCGCUUCGUCCGCGAUCUGUGGCAUCUUGAUCCUCUGCUGGAUGGCUAUCGAGUCGCUUGCCGGGAUGGUUGUCUUCAGUAUCCUGUUCGGUUUCUUUUCGGGCAAUGUCAUCGGGAUGUUCACGGGGACUAUCGCUUUGACUGCUCCCCGGCCUAAUGUUAUCGGAUCGUACAUGGGAAUGGCGCUGGGAGUGCUCAGUCUGGCGAGUUUGACGGGGACGCCGAUCACGGGGGCAAUGAUCAACACGUAUGGGAAUUAUAAUGCGGCGCUGAUCUUUGCGGGGAUAUUAAUUCCGCAAACAAAUGUGAAACGUGUAUGCCACGGAUCUUAUCCUCAAUCAAGCCUCAUGCAAGACAUUCGCGUGGAGAGUGCAGGAGAGCUAACCGAUGCAGAACAACGUAAGAUGAAGCUCGGACUCGCUGGGGAUGAUCGAAAGAACGUUUGUGGGGUAAUGAGGGUCAUAGCGCCGGUGCGCUGGAUGUGCUGA
This is a messenger RNA of Aspergillus heteromorphus CBS 117.55, 1401 nucleotides long. Its product is annotated as MCT family MFS transporter. The record is from RefSeq and is a predicted model, not a curated record. The transcript has 6 exons. NCBI's taxonomy places the organism in Eukaryota, Fungi, Ascomycota, Eurotiomycetes, Eurotiales, Aspergillaceae. Gene Ontology annotation, cellular component: fungal-type vacuole membrane. The coding region runs from base 1 to 1401 and encodes 466 amino acids. Gene Ontology annotation, molecular function: transmembrane transporter activity. Gene Ontology annotation, biological process: transmembrane transport.